Hydatigera taeniaeformis is the source of this 765-nucleotide messenger RNA. The record is from the annotation of a GenBank genome assembly. NCBI's taxonomy places the organism in Eukaryota, Metazoa, Platyhelminthes, Cestoda, Cyclophyllidea, Taeniidae.
AUGUUUUCUGCUCCGCUCUCUAGGAAAUUUCCAAUGAGCGAUCAGUCGACCGUCUCGGUGCGGGGCAAUGCGGAAUCGAUUGUGGGAGUGUGUGUACUCGCCUGCCUGUGGAGUCUCCUACGGAACCGCGUGGUACUAUCGGGGCUGCUUUUUGGUGUUUGUGUCCACAUCAAGCUCUAUCCUGUCAUCUACACGCCUGUCAUCUAUCUUCAACUCUGCGACCCAUCCUAUCCCAUCCUCCAUCUUAAGCCCACGAGACGUCACUGGUGCUUUGGACUUGCAAGUCUUGCUUCCCUUUCUGGACUCACAUGGGCUGCUUACGCUGCCUAUGGAUGGAUCUUCCUGGACCGUGCGUACUUCUACCACUUUAUCCGUGUCGACCUUUGGCACAACUUCUCACCUCACUUCUAUCCUAUCUAUCUUUUCGAGGGAGUUCUGGCGCUCAAUGACACUCUCUACGACUCUAGCCUUUUCCCUUAUAACCACUUCCCUGUUUGGCUUCUUGAAGCCUUUUUUUGGCCCGUCACUCUCCAGCGCCUCUACACUCUCUUUAAAGUUUUCAUUGUAGUUCCCUCAGCUCUUCUCGUUACUGGUCUCUCCUUCCGUUUCUGGCGCACUCCCAGUUUCGCUUGGUUCGCCACAACAUUCGCCUUCGUCGCUUUCAACAAGACUCACCUGUGCGCCGAGAUAAUGACAAUUUGCUUAUCGAUGGCGCACUGUCGUUUGCACCACUUGGUGAAGCAGUUUUACAUGCAACUGAGCUAA